AUGAUGAGGAAAAAGGAGAUUAUUGUUGAUAUAAAGCCGGAGCAACUCGACCAGCUAAAUAGCCAAACAACAUCAGCAGAUGAAUUCAUCGAGAGUCUUGGGCUGAACGAAAACCAAAUUGCAAAGGCUGUGAUUAUCAGUGAUGACAAAAGAAAACCCAAAUCCUUGCGAGUAACCUUUAAGUCUAAGGAGGUGGCUGACAGCGCACUUAAAGGGGACUCGGUCAAAGAUGAGGUUAAAGAUUUGGUCAUGAUCUCACAGAAAUCGAAAGAUUGGGCUGGGGUGGUAGUUUAUAGAGUAAGUACUGAGUGGAACGACAAACUAUCAGAGCUUAAAGAGCAUAUCCAGCAAGAAAACGGAGUGAUGCUAAGCAGGACCCCACACUGGCUCACUAGAGAGGAUACAAAGAAAAGAGGCACAUUGGACAUAGUUAUCCACGUUGCCACAAGACAAAUUAGCGAAAGCCUGCUGGCAAAAGAUGUAAAGUUAACGGACGGGUAUACCUAUAAUGCGAAGGAUGUUAAGGAAUACCGCACAAGAGAAUAUGUUCCAAAGGCAGUAAUGAGAGAAAUCCAGUGUACCACAUGUUGUCGUUUUGGUCACCUGUAUAUGAACUGCGCAGCAAGGGGGACCAACGGCGUAAGAUGA
Molecule: messenger RNA, 648 nt
Organism: Morchella sextelata
Lineage: Eukaryota; Fungi; Ascomycota; Pezizomycetes; Pezizales; Morchellaceae
Exons: 1
Coding region: 1-648 (215 amino acids)
Source: RefSeq, a predicted model, not a curated record